GAGGAGGAGGAGAGAAGAAGAGAGGAGUGUUUAUAGUGAACUGAACUAAGAAUAAUCAUCACUUAUUUCAGGGAGUCUUUUACAGCAUGCUGACGAGGAUCGCUCUGUAAGACACUUGUCCUCCGUCUGAUCCGUGUGUCAGUGCAGAGAUGGAAGCCGCGGUUCAGGAGGAGUGUGUGGGCGGAGCAGGAGGAGGAGGAGGAGGAGAAGAAGCCGUCCUGCAGCUCCACCUGCUCUGUGAUCCUCCUCCGUCUCUGUCCUGCACGGUGUCGGUCGUGACCGAUCUGUCCAUGGCCGACAUUUCGGACCUCUACGCUGAAGUGUGUGAGCUCAGAGAGCUGGUGUGUGCGCUGGAGGAGUCUCUACAGCGACAGAAAGCCAUGAACACUCGCCAGGAUGAGACGCUGUGCUCGCUGUGUAAAGCUCAGCUCCGCCCUCCUGACGCUAGACAGAGUGUGUGUGGCGACCGUGAGGAAGGGCGUGUGUCACACACUCCAGUGAAGGUGUGUUCGGUGAAGGUGGUGGACUGUAGGACCAUGGAACUGAUCCCGCCUGUGGCCAGUGACGAGGAGGGAGAACCGAACCCGGACGAAGAGGAAGUGAGCGCCCCCUGUAACAGCGACAAUGGCGGCAGUCAGUCUCCUUCUCCUAAAAGACAAGGUAACAGAAACAAACACCAAAACCGAGAUUCGUCACGCUACUCUGAAGCGAACGGAGACGCUGAGGAGGUAAAAAGUGUCUGCGGCGUUCGAGAGAGACGGUUCAGAUGCUCGCAGUGCGAUAAAAGCUACAGCUCGGCACAAAGCCUGCAGAAGCAUGUGAAGAGACACUCCAAGGAGAUGCGUUUCUGCUGCGAGGAGUGCGGGAAGGGGUUUGUGACAUCGGCCGAGCUGAAACUGCACUCCAGUCGCCACACGGGCGUCAGCAGCUUCGUCUGCGAGGUGUGCGGGCUUCACCUCGCCGGCUCGUCCGGCCUGAAAGCGCACAUGAUGAUGCACAGGGACGAGAGACCGUUCUCCUGCAGGGAGUGCGGCAAGACGUUCCGGACGAAGGGGAACCUCAAGGCGCACCUGAGGACACACACCGGAGAGAAACCGUACCGCUGCUCGUACUGCGAGCGCACCUUCAGCCAUGCGCCACGCGUCAAGAUCCACGAGCGCUCGCACACCAACGAGAAGCCGUUCAAAUGCCAGACCUGCGGAAAGAGCUUCUCGCGCGUGGAUGGGCUCCGGUCGCACGAGAGUGUCCACACAGGCGCGAAGCCGUACCAGUGCUCGCACUGCGGGAAGAGCUUCCGCCAGUCCGGACACCUGCUGUGUCACGAAAGGACGCACACCGGAGAGCGGCCGUACCUCUGCUCCGACUGCGGGAAGAGCUUCUCCAACUACGGGCACUUCCGCAGCCACCGCCGCAUCCACACCGGCGAGCGGCCCUACCAGUGCGCAGAGUGCGGCAAGAGCUUCAGCAAGCAGUCCACCUUAUACCAUCACAGCAAGACGCACACCGGAGAGCGGCCGUACAAGUGCACGCAGUGCGACAAGACCUUCGCCCGGAGCUGCACGCUCAAGCAGCACCAGAGGAUGCACUCGGGGGAGAAGCCGUACCAGUGCGUCGUCUGCGGAGACAAGUUCGCGUUCCUUAGCUCGCUACACCAACACCGCAAGAAGCACUGGCAGGACGGCUUGCAGGAUGGCGCUGCCACACAGGCGCUCUCCGCACAGGCGCUCGCCACGGGGAUCUCCUCAGAAGCGCUGCCUGAGACAUCGUUAAAAUAACUCUCGGCGUAGACCAGACUGGAGCUCGAAGGGGGGGGGGUAUACACCAAGUGUCAAAGGUGCAACACGCAUCUUAUUCCUGCACUACACACCCAGGGACUACGCAGUGUGUGUAGUGUAUGCGUGUAUAUUAUGUGUGUGUGUGUGUAAGACUGCAAUAUAUUGUGUCCAUUAUGAACGAGACAUUAAUCGACCUCGAGUCAGACAUCAGGUCUUUCUCUGUACUGUGUAACGCUUUAAUCGGAAAUCUAAUUCAGAUCAAUAAAUAGAUCAAUACAUGCUUUAAGUGUUUAUUUAUUUAUU
Messenger RNA from Clarias gariepinus (North African catfish), 2078 nucleotides. RefSeq names its product zinc finger protein 485-like. The coding region runs from base 150 to 1775 and encodes 541 amino acids. The record is from RefSeq and is a predicted model, not a curated record. Lineage: Eukaryota; Metazoa; Chordata; Actinopteri; Siluriformes; Clariidae. The transcript is spliced from 4 exons. Gene Ontology annotation, biological process: regulation of transcription by RNA polymerase II. Gene Ontology annotation, molecular function: RNA polymerase II cis-regulatory region sequence-specific DNA binding; DNA-binding transcription factor activity, RNA polymerase II-specific.